Molecule: messenger RNA, 946 nt
Organism: Cuscuta epithymum
Lineage: Eukaryota; Viridiplantae; Streptophyta; Magnoliopsida; Solanales; Convolvulaceae
Source: the annotation of a GenBank genome assembly
CCACACAUUUUUUAUGACCCAACUACUCUUUCUACCCACAUCCAUUCAUCUCGCAUUUCUCUCUGAAUUUUCGAAAAGGAUAGCGCUGAGCGGACUCAUUUUGUUUCAAUUUUUUUCAGAGAGCAGUUGAGCAAUUGAACGAUGGUUUUCGCCUCUUUCUACCAAUAGAAAGAGAACAGAAAUGGAUGUUGAGAACGCAACACAGUCGUCCUCAAUCAUGGAGGCGAAGAGCGUUCACCCACUGCACCAAAUCUCCGAGCUCCCAACCCACGAUCUCCUCCUCAAGCGAUGGCUCAAGGAAGAAGAUCUAAACUUCAACAGGAUCGUCGCAAAGGAGACUCAAAUCGACUCCUUCAGAAAGGAGAUCAAGCAGCUCUGCUGUCUCUUCUUCCUCUUCCAAUCCCUCUGCCUAACGAUCUUCUUCAGCUCCGUCGCCCGAUCCUGGUCGAAGGGAGCCGGAAUCUACUGCCGCAGAUCGUGGAUCCCGUCUCUCUGCUCCCUGGGAAUGAUCUGGGCAAUACGGUACAAGGCCGACACCGAGGCCCAUCUGGAGAAGCUUCUGGAGCGAGAGAAAGAGGACGGGAAGCUGAUACGGAAGUGCGUGGAGGAGCUGAAGAAGAAGGGUAAGGAAUUCGAUUUGGUGAAGGAGGUGGAGGCGCUGAUGAGAAGAAGUGUGAAAGUGGAAGGUAAGGCGGUCGUGAGGAAAUGGUCUGGCACAGAUUUGAUUACUCUGUUCUUCUUCAUAAUUUCCUGUGUUGUUCUUUCCCUUACGAACCUCAUUUUGUGUGGGUGAUGAGGGAUAAAACCACAAAAAUACACGAGUAUUGAGGCAAAUUUAGUGGGAUCAGUACAAACGAAAAAAUGAGAACAAAAAAAUGAGACAAUUGUAGUGAGACGAAGGGAGUAAUUUACAUUAUAAUAAGUUGUGUUUUCUUUACAAUUUUUC